AUUAAAUGUUUAAAGCGUGAUAAUACUGGCAUUAGCGUUUAACAGGCAACAGCUGCAAGUGCAACCAAAGAACCUACUGCAUUUUGCCCCGCCGUAAGCUCAGUUUUCUUAAUGUAUGAUAAAUAUUUAACUGGAAGUCUGAACCGUAAAUAGUUGUGACACCGACGGCUGAACAAUCUUGGCUGACCGCGUAAGAAGGGGCACUUGGACACUGGAGUCUAUAACUCGCCAUGGCGGACUACGGGCGAGGCGGACCAUCGGAUCGGGACCGUGGGGGGCCCUCCACAGUGCUUGUCGACACCCGCAACCCCGGGUUUGAAGGCUACGGGUUGAGAGACCUGAACGGCCACCGCAAGAAGGUCAACGCAGUUGCAUGGAACUGCGAUGGACGGAGGCUGGCCAGCGGCGCCGCCGACCGCAUCAUCCGCGUGUGGACGCCUGAGCCGCACUGCAACGUGACCAAGACGGAGCGCUCCGACGCCGAGUACGCCAGCCACAGCGACGCCGUGAGCUGCAUCGAGUGGCGGCCCGACCAUGCCGACGUGCUGGCCAGCUGCAGCAACAGCAAGAGCGACACCAACAUCAGGUUCCAUGACGCCCGCACCAACAAGCAGACGGCGGCUGUGGCGUUGAGCAACGAAAAGAACCAGUGUCUGUCCUGGUCGCCUGACGGCUUCAUGCUGGUGGUGACCACCUCCAGUGACGAGCUGGUGUUCAUAGACACACGCAAGAUGCGCAAGCAGCGGCAGUGGAGCAUGACCGGCCACAUGAAGAUGUCGGAGGUGCGGUGGGGCCCCACGCCCGGCAUGCUGACGCUGGCGCUGGACGACGGCAGCCUGCGCAUCAGCCCGCUGCACAAGCUGGACGCGCCCAUCUGGCGCCUGGCCAGCCACGCCAGCCACACCACCUGCCUGGCCUACUCCAAGGACUUCAAGCUGCUUGCCUCGGGCGGCUCCGACGCGCUGGUGAGCCUGUGGGACAUGGAGGAGGUCAUCUGCCUGCGCACCUUCUGCCGCCCCGACCAGUCCGUGAGGGCCAUGAGCUUCAGCAGCGACGGCGCCUGGCUGGCCUACGUGAGCGAGGACGGCUACGGCACCAUCGAUGUGGUGGGCACCGCAACAGGCGAGCUGGCUGCCACGCUCAACCUCAAGAGCUACUGCGAGUGUGUGGCCUGGAGCCCCGCCGCGCAGGUGCUGGCGUUCGGUGGCGACGACACCAAGGAGGGCUACGGCGCUGUCAGCCUGUGGGCGCCGCCCAAGGCAGCAGCCAGCUGAGGCGUCGGCGGUUGAUAAGGCGGCGCGGUAGCGGCAGGUGGAGGUGGGGGAGGCGGCAGAGGUGGAGGAGGUGGCAGGGAUGUGUAGGGCAGUGUGCAAGGAGUGCUCGCGCUCGCCAGCAGAGGCGGCAGGAGCGGUCCUGUGGCAGCGUGGCCAGCGGCGCUCACCGUAGCUAGGCGGUAUGCGGAUUGCACCAUCACGUCUUCUAGUAACAGGAGGAGGACGAGGAGGAAGGAAACGCAGAAGAAAGAAUGAAUUCACCUAAAUCUCAAGGGCUUAUCCCCAUUAAAGAAUGCUACAACAAGGGCGCACAAACUGGCCCUUCCAUGCCAUGACACAUUCCGAGCCUCUCAGCAUGUUAAGGUUCUGUGUCUAUGUGUUCUAUCGGCUUCCUCGACCAGCGCAGCGCCCAUGGCUAAUCGCUGCUGUUGACAAUUGAAAGCGUUGCCCGGCCAGCCACCGGCUCGUUAUCAACACUACGCCGUAUCGCAAACCUCAGGCGCCACUGCCAUUGUUGGCUGGCCACUGGUGCUGUGCCCUGCUGCGGCUGCUGACCGUGCAGCAGCCGCAGCUGCGGCCCUCUCUGCAGAGAGCCCCGCUGCCGCUCCAUGCGCCCCACCUGUUACAGCAGCGUUCCCUCACAGGCUAUUAGCCAUACACACGCGGCCGCCAGCUGCCGCCGCUGCUGCGCCAGCAAGCUCUGCGUCCCCCUCUCUCCUCCCAUGCUCCGAGCUGUGGAUCCCUCAUCCCGCGAAGCGCUGCUUCUCUCCGCCUACGCAUAUGCCAGCUGCUCCGCCCAGUCCGGGGCGCCUGCCGCCGUCCGCCGCUGCGCCGCCGCCUGUCGCCGGUGCGGGGCACUGCGCUGCGCUGCACCCCUCCACCCUAGCUGACCGCUGCGCUCACUGCGGCCCCGUCCAGCUCCAGGGGUAGCUGCGCUCCUGCGCCUUGGGCGCCCACGGCUGCUGCUGCUGCUGCGGGGCGGGCGGGUGCGGCUGCUGCGGCUUCUGCGCGGCUGCGGUCUGCGGCCGCGACACCACCACCUGCAUUGCAGGCAUGCAGGAGUGAUUAGGGCCAUCCUA
Messenger RNA from Chlamydomonas reinhardtii, 2353 nucleotides. RefSeq lists its product as uncharacterized. Gene Ontology annotation, cellular component: THO complex part of transcription export complex. NCBI's taxonomy places the organism in Eukaryota, Viridiplantae, Chlorophyta, Chlorophyceae, Chlamydomonadales, Chlamydomonadaceae. The transcript is spliced from 8 exons. The coding region runs from base 231 to 1274 and encodes 347 amino acids. The record is from RefSeq and is a predicted model, not a curated record. Gene Ontology annotation, molecular function: protein binding. Gene Ontology annotation, biological process: mRNA export from nucleus.